AGCACAUCGGGCUAAAGUGGAAAUUGGGUGCUUUCAGAUUUUAAUAGCUUAUUGUAAUGAAAUUUUAAGUAUAGCUUUCCAUUCAUACCUCUCCACCUAAUUGAAUGAGUCACUUCACAUUGGACUGAGGUUAAAAUUCACCGUAGACAUUUCGGUUAAAUGUUGAGUUACCGCUAGAGCACUUCGCUCACGUUCCUGCGGAGUUGAAUUUUUAUGAAGCAUGGCGUUUGAUUACGGCGAAGAGCAUGGUAUGCUAUUUUUGUCUCUGACUGUCCAAUCCUUAACGUUAUACAGGUCCUCAUACAUGGGUGUUGCAGUUUCCGGAUGCUGGUGGCAAACAACAAUCUCCUAUUAACCUCAUAACGUCUAGUAUGACUGAAGACCCGAAACUUGGACCUCUGACGUUAAUGGACGGCGGAAUUUCCAAACAAAACGUUAUAAUGAAAGUGCAUAACUUCGAAGUUGCCGUAGAAGGACUCGGAGUUUUGAAGGGCGGACCGCUAAAGUCAGAAUACAAACUUGUUCAGUUCCAUUUUCACUGGGGAUCUGGAAAUACGUGGGGUUCCGAACACUUGGUGAACGGAGUGAGCAGUCCAUCGGAAGUGCAUUGUGUCUUCUUCAAAGAAGGAUAUGGAUCAAUACUAGACGCGAUGAAGCACCCCGAUGGCAUCGCUGUCUUGGGAUCAUUUUUGCAGCUAGGGAAGGACGGGAAUCCAAUUUUUGAACGUUUGCUCAACAACCUCGUUGGCCUGAAGGCUGGUGAGAAGAAAUCAGUGAACCCCGUAAUAAAACUGUCAGAGUUUCUUCCAAGAAACCUAUCGAAAUACUACACAUAUCCGGGGUCUCUGACAACGCCUCCGUGUUCUGAGUGCGUUACCUGGAUCAUCUUGGAUGAGCCGAUACUUAUCUCGCAAAAUCAGCUCGAUCGGAUGCGCAAAGUUCAUGAGGGAUGUUCCAUCUGUGGACGCACAGACAACUAUCGUCCGAUCUGUCCUAUCGGGAAACGCCAAAUUUUUUGUUCAUUUUCCUGCUAACCAUAUCGUUAACGAGUAGCAAGUUAACUAAAACGCGCCUUAGAGAUUAGAUUUUGUAUUCCUUUGCUCUUCAUCAGUAUUUUGCCUACGUUAUAUCAUUCCGCCUUCGUCUAGCCCUAAGUCGGCUGUGAUUCAAUGUUGUCUUCAUAUUCUCAUUGCUCUCACUUAAGUCACGCUUCAUUCUGUGUUAGCAAUGCAAGUAAAAUAACUGAGAUUGGAUCGCCU
Messenger RNA from Opisthorchis viverrini, 1259 nucleotides. RefSeq lists its product as hypothetical. The record is from RefSeq and is a predicted model, not a curated record. Gene Ontology annotation, molecular function: zinc ion binding; carbonate dehydratase activity. Bases 372 to 1034 code for a protein of 220 amino acids. NCBI's taxonomy places the organism in Eukaryota, Metazoa, Platyhelminthes, Trematoda, Opisthorchiida, Opisthorchiidae. The transcript is spliced from 5 exons. Gene Ontology annotation, cellular component: cytoplasm.